Messenger RNA from Aaosphaeria arxii CBS 175.79, 934 nucleotides. RefSeq lists its product as uncharacterized. NCBI's taxonomy places the organism in Eukaryota, Fungi, Ascomycota, Dothideomycetes, Pleosporales. Bases 159 to 695 code for a protein of 178 amino acids. The transcript has a single exon. The record is from RefSeq and is a predicted model, not a curated record.
GACAAAUGUUGAAGCAGGUCGGCGCUUAAAACCCAGCAUCCUACCAUCGAAUGAUCACACCAUCGCAGAGAGCAUCACAUUGAGCAACAACACAUCGUGGGUUGUCAAAAUGCAUACGUAUAACACAAGAGGCUGACACAAAGAUUGGAGUGAAGGCCAUGAGUCUCUCGAAGUCUGGAUCAGAGUCCACAUUGGAUGACAUUCUCAACACUCCGUCAGAAACCCUAGCGGACUUGCCUGAAAUACAAGAUCCGACGAGCAAUAGAAUCGAGUCAUCAAUCCCGUAUCCUGGUUCUACAUUCAUCAUUAAAGACAUAGGCUCAGGACAUGUCAUCACCCUCCGUAAUGGUCAGUUGGGUCUCCAUGCGGUCGGCGGUCCCGGUAAUUAUCGUUGGAAUUGUCUGAGCCAUGAUAACUGGCUUUGUUUUCAAGAUCCGGGUUCGGGACUUUUUAUUUCGUACGACGAUUCGAGCCGAUUCAUGGGGUUUUUACGAUGCAUGGUGUCACAGCCCGACGACUGGGAGCACUUUUGUGUUAUGCCCCAACCUCAAGGCGGGUUCAUUCUCAUGAUGACGCAUUGGAAGAAGAUUUUACCUGUAGGCCUGAGACUUGACAAUGGGACCUUGAAAUUAGCAAGAAUUGGCCAUGAUGGAUUCAAAGCCGAACCGAUAGUUUGGCAGUUUAUCAAAGUAUGAAUAUCUUGAACUGCCCGCAUUCAUGCGCAAACCAUAAUUGGUCUUUUCAACUCUCCUCCCAGCUCUCCGAUGAGAAAGGAGGCAGAGUAGCAUAUUAAUUUCGUCAACCCUAAUUCUUACCAGCCCAUUAUUUUAGCAACAACUCUAUUAUGCUAUUACACUUCGCCUCCGUGAUGAAUGCUUCGGGAAAACCCGAAGGCUUUGUGCCCCAUACUCACUGUUUACACGUCAAAAAAGAG